AUGCAAUUGGAACAGGAAAAACAAGAAAAAGCAGCUACGGACACUAAUACUAAUAAUGAACUCGAUGAAGCACAUUUAACAAUAAAAAAGGUGAAUAAAGAAGAAUCAUGUUUGUUGAAACAACAAAUUAAAUUACAAAAUUUGAUGCCAGAACAGCUCUAUCAGAAGGAAACUGAACAAAAAAUUCCAUUAAAUACAAUUGUUCAACAACCAAGAAUGGAACAACGUGAUAAUUUUUCUAAAGGUUUAAGUGGUGGCGGUGCUUGUUUGGAUUCGUAA
This is a messenger RNA of Didymodactylos carnosus, 279 nucleotides long. NCBI's taxonomy places the organism in Eukaryota, Metazoa, Rotifera, Eurotatoria, Philodinida, Philodinidae. The record is from the annotation of a GenBank genome assembly.